AUGGCUACAACUGUGAAUUCGACCCUCAGACUCGCCAGUGGCUAUGAGAUUCCUCGUCUGGGAUUUGGUGUCUACAAGACUCCGCCCGAAGAAACCGAGCGAUGCUGCCGGGAGGCUCUAGAAGCUGGCUAUCGCCAUAUCGAUUCGGCCGCGGCUUACAAGAACGAGGCGGGAUGUGGCAGCGCCAUCCAUGCCUCGGGGAUUCCCCGCGAUCAAAUCUUCUUCACCUCCAAGGUCAUCAAUAUCAGCUAUGAUGAAGCUCGGGCCACGGUCGACACGAGUCUUGCUCUGACAAAACUCGAGUACAUCGACCUCAUGCUUCUCCACAAGCCCAUGGGUGGCUCUGAGAACCGAAAGGGAGCUUGGAAAGCGCUGGUCGAAGCCGUCGAAGCCGGUAAAGUGCGGUCCAUCGGUGUCAGUAAUUAUGGUGUGCACCAUCUUGAGGAACUCCAGCAGCAUAUCCGCGAGCUGGAGGCGGAACGCGGCGGAAAAGGCAGAGGAGGUAUCCUCAGCGUCAAUCAAGUCGAGCUUCAUCCCUGGCUGGCUCGCAAAGAUAUUGUGGAGUGGUGCACCUCCAAAGGUGUUGCCCUGCAGGCGUACUCGCCCAUUGUGCGAGGUGCCCGGUUUGAAGAGCCAUCGCUGCAGAGGCUUGCCAAAAAGUAUAACAAGACCCCGGCUCAGAUUCUCAUUCGUUGGAGUCUGGACAAGGGCUUCAUCCCGCUGCCUAAGAGUGUGACACCGGAACGGAUCGUGGCCAAUGCCGACGUCUUCGAUUUCAAGUUGUCUCCUGAAGAGCUCCGGGACUUGGAGACCGAGGAAUAUAGCCCGUGUGCCUGGGAUCCUACGGUGAGGAAGCUUGACGAAUGA
This is a messenger RNA of Penicillium oxalicum, 867 nucleotides long. Its product is annotated as aldo/keto reductase. NCBI's taxonomy places the organism in Eukaryota, Fungi, Ascomycota, Eurotiomycetes, Eurotiales, Aspergillaceae. Bases 1 to 867 code for a protein of 288 amino acids. The transcript is spliced from 5 exons. The record is from RefSeq and is a predicted model, not a curated record. Gene Ontology annotation, molecular function: oxidoreductase activity.